ACACAGCUCAGCUCUGCUCAUCUACACCACAUCACUCAACUCUCUCACCAUAUCCAUUCCAUCACAUUCACAACCAAAUCCAACAAUCAUGGUUUCAGCAUGCAUUCCUCUCUCAACUCCUUUCCUCUGCCCCAAAUCCACCGCCACCGCUUCCGCUUUUCCUCCUCCGCCGCCGAUGUGCGUUCGAUUCCGACCAUCACCUCGCGUCUCCGCCGCUUCCACCACCGCCGAAAGGCCGACGAGUAGACCCCACGCCUCGCAAUACCGCAUUGCCACAGCAGCAGCAUCGCUAUACCAAGUCCUGGGGAUUCAGAUCGACGCGUCUUCUCACGAGAUCAAGACUGCGUACCGUAGAUUGGCUAGAGUCUUGCAUCCGGACGUCGCAUCCAACGGUCAAAAAGACACGUCCGCAGAAGAGUUCAUGAGGAUCCACACAGCCUAUUCCACCUUGUCUGAUCCCCUAAAACGCGCCGAUUACGAUCGGAGUCUAUUCCGGUGGAGAAGGUCGGUGAGUUCGCCGUUGUCGGCUUCGGGCUUUUCGGGCUACAAGCGACGGACGUGGGAGACGGACCAAUGCUGGUAGUGAAUAGAGCUUCGAAAGAGGCAAAAGUGACUAUAUAUUAACUACCAUUAAUAUAUAACAUUUUGUAUGUAUAUUCAGCAAAGGUUCCAAUUCGAAGCAUAUAUGUAUGCAAAUUAUUAUGUAAAGGUGUUAUCGGACGCUGUUUUUUGAAGUCUGAAACAUCCCCCAAAUAUGGAAAUUGUUGUUAUUAUUCAGCUGGUUUCAUUUCAUAACUUAA
Camellia sinensis is the source of this 800-nucleotide messenger RNA. The record is from RefSeq and is a predicted model, not a curated record. Lineage: Eukaryota; Viridiplantae; Streptophyta; Magnoliopsida; Ericales; Theaceae.